Messenger RNA from Pieris brassicae (large cabbage white), 3616 nucleotides. Its product is annotated as ATP-binding cassette sub-family B member 10, mitochondrial. The coding region runs from base 109 to 2178 and encodes 689 amino acids. The record is from RefSeq and is a predicted model, not a curated record. The transcript is spliced from 10 exons. Gene Ontology annotation, biological process: transmembrane transport. Lineage: Eukaryota; Metazoa; Arthropoda; Insecta; Lepidoptera; Pieridae. Gene Ontology annotation, cellular component: membrane. Gene Ontology annotation, molecular function: ATP hydrolysis activity; ABC-type oligopeptide transporter activity; ATP binding.
GACUAGAUGUUAGUACACUGUGCAAUGUGCAUUUUGUGAUUGUGCAUGUCAGUGAUGUGACAACUAUGUUUUUGUUUUUUUAAAUAAAAUUUAAUUUUUUAUUUCAACAUGUUACAAAAUUUUAUUUUAAAAGGAUUUCAAGUUAAACUACCCAGCAGGACGAAGAUCUUUAAUAAAUUAUCGAUUCACGCCCGGCCUUGCAGGCACUGUGGAUCCAAGUUAUAUUCUAGUCAAAACAUUCAAGUUUUACAUUAUAGUCUUGAAAGAAAAACCUUUAGUAAAACCAAUAUUUUCACUGUGAAAACUAGACGCUAUACCAGUGAAGUUGACGCUCAAAAGAAAAAUGGACAGAUUGAAACCCUAAAAGAUAAAACUGUGAUAACAACUAAUGUAAAAUUAAAAUCAUCAGAGUUGAGAAGAUUAUUCAGUCUAGCUGGUCCUGAAAAAUGGACUCUAACAGGUGCUAUUGGUUUUCUUAUCAUAUCAUCAAGUGUGACCAUGGCGGUACCAUUUUCACUCGGGAAAGUUUUAGACAUUAUUUAUGAUACAACCAGUGAUUUGGGGGCAGCAAGAGAGAAACUUGACUCUUUGUGUCUAAUGCUCUGUGGGGUGUUUCUUCUUGGAGGAUUGUGCAACUUUGGCAGGGUUUAUUUAAUGUCAAUAUCAGGACAAAGAAUGACACAGGCCCUCCGUAAGCAAGUGUUUGGUGCAAUAAUGCGCCAAGAAACACAGUGGUUUAGUAAAAACUCAACUGGAGAACUUGUAAAUAGAUUAUCUGCAGAUACUCAACUGGUUGGACGAAAUCUAAGCCAAAAUGUUAGUGAUGGAUUAAGAUCUUUAUUUAUGGUGGGAGCUGGAACUGGCAUGAUGUUCUAUAUGUCACCAUCGCUAGCUUUAAUUGGUUUGUGUGUGGUACCUCCGGUAUCGGUACUGGCUGUUAUAUAUGGACGAUUCGUUCGAAGUAUUACAAGACAAUUACAGGAUACACUUGCUGAUACAAGUGAGUUAGCCGAGGAAAAAAUAUCAAAUAUAAAAACAGUGAAAGCAUUUAGUAAAGAAAAGAGAGAAUGUGAAUCGUAUGCGCAAAGAAUAGAGAAUAUAUUGACAUUAGCCUAUAAGGAGUCGUUGGCUGUUGGGAGCUUUUAUGGAUUGACGGGUCUAUCUGGCAACACAAUAAUAAUCCUAGUACUUUAUUAUGGGGGUGGUAUGGUGGCCACAGAGCAACUAACCGUGGGUAAUUUGACGUCGUUCCUUCUCUAUGCGGCUUAUGUGGGCAUAAGUAUUGGUGGACUUAGCAGUUUCUAUACAGAGAUGAAUAAGGGAAUUGGUGCUGCGACACGGCUCUGGGAAAUUGUGGAUCGCGAGCCGAAAAUUCCAGUUUCCGGCGGUCUCAGACCAGUAGACCGUCCUCGUGGCGAAAUCAUACUAGAAAACAUAACAUAUAAUUACGGUGGUGCUCCAUUGCUGAAGGGUUUGAACCUGCAUCUCCUACCGGGGAAGUCGGUGGCUCUUGUGGGGAGAUCAGGGUGUGGAAAGAGCACCAUCGCCUCUCUAAUAUUGAGGCUGUAUGAUCCCGAGAAUGGGAGGAUUCUUUUAGAUGGUUGUGACAUAAGGGAAUUGGAUCCGGUGUGGUUGAGGAGUCAUCUUGGUUUUGUCAGUCAGGAACCGGUGCUAUUUACUGGAUCGAUAAGGGAAAACAUUAUGUAUGGCCUGGAUGAGGAAUCAGCACUGGAGGCAAAUGAUAAGGAGGCAGCAUGGCUCCAAGCAGCAAAAGCGGCUCAGCUGCAAGAUCUGGCGAACCAGAGCAGAGCGGGGUGGGAGAGGCAGGUGGGGGCGGGGGGCUCCGAGCUCAGUGGGGGGCAAAAGCAGAGGGUAGCCAUCGCCAGGGCUAUUGUUAAGAAUCCAAAAAUCCUCAUCCUAGACGAGGCUACCUCGGCAUUAGAUACUUAUUCCGAAUAUUUAGUCGACAAAGCAUUGAAGGAGAUAAGCAGAGAGCGCACAGUACUGACGAUAGCACAUCGUUUGAGUACCAUUCAGUCUGCGGACGAAGUCGCGGUGAUAGGCAACGGCGUGAUCGUGGAAAAGGGCUCCUACAAGGAAUUAAUGGAGAAGCCGAACGGAUAUUUCAGAGAGCUCAUAACGCAUCAGACAUUUAUGAAGCCUAAAGAAAAAAGUUAACCUAAACUUCGGAGUAAUUGUGACGGCAUGACGUUUCAAUUGACAUUUUUCUUAUCGGUUCCGAGACAUGACAUGGCUUCUAGUUAAUUAAAAGAAUAAAUUUAAAAAAUAUUGAUUCAUUAAUUGUGCUAAUUCUGAUGUUUAAAAUAAUUUAAUUUUAAUUUUCAAUAAAAGAUCGACUAUUGCUACAAACCACAACUUAUUAUGUAGUUUUUUAAUAUGCAAUAGAUUAUAAUAAAUAAUUUAAUAAUAAUAAUAGCAGUCACUGGAUUGCUCUGAGCUUUAAAUUUUGCUGAUAAUAUGAAUUAUAUCAGAACUAACACCAGUUAUGACGAAUAUUUGAGUAUAGAAACUAUAUCAAUUUAAUUACAUUCUUCUUAUAUACAAAGAUUAAAUAAGUCUUUUAUUGCAUUUUCCACGCAACAGAAUAUAUUUGUACUUGAUUCUUUUGUAUAAAAGUAACAAAGAAAAAGUUAUUACAUUUUUGGCGCCAGUUUUAUAUACUGUCAAAAUAUUCCGAGGAAACUAUAAACGGUCAAUAAAGUAUAGAGUUUAACGGAGCGCAUUUGACAGUUUACAUAGAAAGAUAUAGACAGAUAUGGGAAUCGGGUAGCAUUUUUCAGGUAACACUUAGUUAUUGGUGCUGUGGUUUAUGAACAUUUUUUUUUUAUUUUGUUUGACAAAAUUACAAUAAAACAUUGUGAUCACAUCACUGCCAUUUUGUUUGCGAAAUUUUUUGUUAUAGUAUAUUAUAAUAUUAAGUUUGUGCAAUUUUUUAUUAAAAUUAGCGUGUGAUAAUGACGGUUAUUUAAAUAAUAAAAUUACAUUUUGUAUAUAUUAAUUGAUUACAACUGCGCGUUUGGUUUUAAUUGAAAACUAGUCGCGCCAUCUUGUGAGAAAAAUAACUUAAAUUUUUUUAAUUGUUUUUAUCUUUUUGGUUGUUUUUAGUAAGUAGUUUGACAGAGUUAGGUUAAAAUAUGUAUGUUAUUUACACGCACGUGUAACUUAGUUAUUUUGUUAGUACCUAUAUUAAACUUUGUUAAACUUAUGGACGGUCUAAAAUGGAAAAAUAAACUUAGACGGAAAAUCCUAUAAAAUACUCUAACUAUUUUUGGAAAUAAUGAUAUUUUAAAACGAGCAAUACAAAAUAAUUGUUCGCAACAAUUAAAUUUAAAUCAGCAAGCUUACUCUGUAAAUAAUUUUAACGUUUAAAAAGGAAAAGUUGUUGUUUUUUCGGUGCUUAAGUCACAAAUAAAAUCGAAUUUACAGAGUAAGCCUUCAAUUCAAAUAUUGACUUAGCCGUAAGUACGACAAGCGUACAACUUUUAAAACAAUAGUUUUUUAUUGUGAUAUGUUUGUGUUGUAAAUUAGAUGUAAAUUUUGAUUGUAUAGAAUUAUCGGGUAAUGGAUUAUUUAAAUAAAUACAGUGGUUAUUUAA